CCUCAGCACUCUUCUCCAGCUCAAAGGAGUUCUUUUACCUGCUUUGUUCACUUGUCCAGCUCUCACAUUUGUACAUGGAAACAGGGGAUACAAUGGCUUGGAUGAUCCUGAUUUAAGUGCUGAAUUGUAUAUUUGGAUUGGCCUCAUUUUCCAACUAUAUUGAGAACCAAUUUAUCUAUCUAUUUAUUUAUCCAUGUGUUUUAUUUGAAGCAUUUCUGUCUCUAGAGCACCAAGAUGACACACAGUGUCUGGUGUGUAGCAGUUAAGAAGCCACAAAAUGGCUUCCUUCCUCCCUCCUUUGUCUUCCUGAAAGGCAGUUCAGUAGCACCAGAGGCCUAAUCUGGAGCAGACCCCAUAAGAAGACUGCAGACUCUGUUUCUUUACUCACGUGAAAUCAUGAAUCCUUCAAAAUACUAAUUUUCAUCAUUGACCUAAAAUGUGGAGAGCCAUCUGUUUGUAGGGGAAUGCUUCCAGAAGAGAUUACUUGCAAUUGAUCAAGUGUUGUUAUUUCCCCCCCUUUCAGCUUCCGGUCUCCUUUGAGGAGGCGGCUGUGUAUUUCACUAAGGAGGAGUGGAGUCUCCCGGAUCCAGGCGGCAGGGCUUUCUGCAAGGAAGUCAGGAUGGAAGAUGAUGGGACCGUGGCCAUUGCAGACGAUGAACAAGAGAAGGAGAAUUUUGCGGAGCUCACUGUGGCAUCACAGGAAACAGCCAAGAUUGUGGUGGAGAAAGAGGAGUUGGGAAAUCAAAGGCAACUGAGAAGCCAAAAGAAAAACCUCUCAAAGAAUGGGAAGAAGAAGUCAUCUGCUUCUCAGGAUGAUGAUAUUUGGGAACCCCUGACCCUCCAGGAAAACUACAAAGGGAAAAGAAGGGUCAACUGCUCUGUCUGUGGAAAAAUAUUCCAAUAUAAAUUUCCAAACAGAAUCCAAACAGAGGAGAAGUCAUACGAAUGCAAGGAAGACGGAGGGAGCAUCAGCCAGACUGGAAAUCUUCAUGCACAUCCAGGAAUCGACAUGGGCGAGAAACCAUAUAUGUGUAAGGAAUGUGGAAAGAGCUCCAGCGAUAGCAAACAUCUACAUUCACCUCAAAGGACCCACACAGGGGAGAAAUCAUACGAAUGCAUGGAAUGUGGAAAGAGCUUUCAUCAUAGUACUAAUUUUCAUUCACAUAAAAAAAUUCACACGGGGGUGAAACCAUAUGAAUGCAUGGAAUGUGGAAGGUGCUUCGGUAGGAAAGAACAUCUUACUGUACAUCAAAGGACCCACACAGGGGAGAAACCAUUUGAAUGCAUGGAAUGUGGAAAGUGCUUUGGUAGGAGAGAUGGUCUUAAUGUACAUCAAAGAACCCACACGGGUGAGAAACCAUUUGAGUGCAUGGAAUGUGGAAAGCGCUUCACUCACAACUGUAGCCUUAGUUUACAUCAAAGAACCCACACAGGGGAGAAACCAUACGAAUGCAUGAAAUGUGGAAAGAGCUUCAGUCAGAUGGGAAAUCUUCAGUCGCAUCAAAGAACUCACACGGGGGAGAGACCAUUUAAAUGCAUGGAGUGUGGAAAGAGCUUCUCUCUUAGUCACGCUCUAAAUUCACAUCUCAGCACCCACACAGGGGAGAAACCAUAUGAAUGCAUGGAAUGUGGAAAGCGCUUCGCUCGGAGCUGUAGCCUCACUUUACAUCGAAGAACGCACACAGGAGACAAGCCAUAUAAAUGCAUGAAAUGUGGAAAGAGCUUCAGUCAGAGUGCAAAUCUAUAUUCGCAUCGAAAAACCCACACGGGAGAGAAACCCUAUAAAUGCAUGGAAUGUGGAAAGAGUUUCAGUCAGAGUGCGCAUCUACAUACACAUCAAAAAUCUCACACAGGGGAGAAGCCAUAUAAGUGUGUGACAUGUGGAAAGAGCUUCAGUAGGACAGAUGGUCUUCAGGUACAUCAAAGGUCCCACACAGGGGAAAAACCAUACAAAUGCAUGGAAUGUGGAAAGUUCUUCAGUCAGAGUGCAGUGCUACAUAAACAUCAAAUACUCCACACAGGAGAGAAACCAUAUGAAUGCAUAGAAUGUGGGAAGACCUUCUGUCAUGUUGCAAUGUUACGUUCACAUCAAAGGACUCACACCGGGGAGAAACCACAUAAAUGCAUGGAAUGUGGAAAGAGCUUCUCUCACAGCCAAAGUUUACAGUCGCAUCAAAGGACCCACACUGGGGAGAAACCAUUUAAGUGCAUGGAAUGUGGAAAGAGCUUCAGACAGUGGGCACAUCUAAAUACACAUCAAAAAAUGCACACAGGGGAGAAACCGUACAAAUGCAUGGAAUGUGGAAAGAGCUUCCCUCAGAGCCAGUCUUUAAAUUCACACUUAAGAACCCACACGGGGGAAAAACCAUAUAAAUGCAUGGAAUGUGGAAAGAGCUUCUCUCACAGUCAAAGUUUACAUUCACAUCAAAGAACCCACAAAGGUGAGAAACCAUAUAAAUGUAUGGAAUGUGGAAAGAGCUUCUGUCAGAGAAUACAUCUACAUUUACAUGAAAAAACCAACACAGGGGAGAAACCAUUUA
Messenger RNA from Sceloporus undulatus (fence lizard), 2540 nucleotides. RefSeq names its product zinc finger protein 2 homolog. The record is from RefSeq and is a predicted model, not a curated record. Gene Ontology annotation, molecular function: RNA polymerase II cis-regulatory region sequence-specific DNA binding; DNA-binding transcription factor activity. The annotation marks the transcript as partial. Gene Ontology annotation, biological process: regulation of transcription by RNA polymerase II. Lineage: Eukaryota; Metazoa; Chordata; Lepidosauria; Squamata; Phrynosomatidae. The transcript is spliced from 2 exons.